CAUGAGGAAGAGGAGCGGCGCAUGAUACUAUCUUGGCUGUCGCCACUUUCCUAUGAAGCCAGACAGCAACAGCUGCUCGACCGCCAUCAAGCAGGCACUGGAAGCUGGCUCCUUGAGCACGAGAAGUUUCAGAGAUGGAGGACUACCAAGGGAUCCGUCUUAUGGUGCUCCGGCAUUCCCGGCGCCGGCAAGACAUUUAUGGCCUGCGUUGUGAUCAACGCUCUUCGGGAACCCGAUAACUCUCUAAGCACCCAACCUGUGGCUUUCAUCUAUGCCGACCACAAAGAACGCCUCCAGCAAGGUCUAACAAAUCUCCUCUCUUCGAUAAUACGCCAAUUGGCAUGGCAAAAUGCCGCGAUCCUGGACGUUAUAGUUCCGAAGUACAGGGAGCACACGUCACCCGCUUCGCCCGCCAGUCCUUCUCCGCUAACUCUCGCGGAGUACCGAGAAAUUCUGCAAGAUAUUCCGAAAUGUGCGAAUAGAGUGUUCAUUGUCAUCGACGCUCUCGAUGAGAUCCCCGAUGCUGAAGAAGAGGGUAUCGAUUGCCGGUUUGAAUUGCUAGACACACUGGCGCAGCUAGAUUGUGCUUCGCUUUUCUGCACAUCGCGACCCCAUAUCAACGGGUCGCUGUACUUCACAAGCUUCUCCGAAGUAGUUAUCGAGGCGACAGAUGCCGAUCUACGCGCCUUCCUAGAGGCAAAAUUAAACCGUUCGAGGAGACUCAGCGGCUUUCUGUCAAAAGAUAAACCACUUGGAGAUGAGAUUGUUCAGACUAUCACAAGAAAAGCCUCCGGGAUGUUCUUGCUCGCUCGACUUCAGAUAGAGCAGAUCAUGACUGCUCUAUCGAUUCGGCAGGUCCGGUCUAUCCUCGAUAAACUAUCUAGCCGGCUUUCCGACAUGUACGAAAUGACGAUCGAAAGAAUACAGAGUCAGUCCGAUGUUGAGGCCGCGUUGGGGAUGCGCGCUGUAUCGUGGGUCGCCAGCAUAAAACGGCCACUAAGCGUCUCUGAAUUUAUCCACGCCAUGUCUGUAGAGGAAAAUGAUCGGUCGUUGCCUGACAGCAGUCUAAUGGACAUACACGCUAUACUAGGAGCUAGUGGGGGCCUUUUACAA
Molecule: messenger RNA, 1113 nt
Organism: Trematosphaeria pertusa
Lineage: Eukaryota; Fungi; Ascomycota; Dothideomycetes; Pleosporales; Trematosphaeriaceae
Exons: 1
Source: RefSeq, a predicted model, not a curated record